This is a messenger RNA of Penicillium brasilianum, 438 nucleotides long. The record is from the annotation of a GenBank genome assembly. NCBI's taxonomy places the organism in Eukaryota, Fungi, Ascomycota, Eurotiomycetes, Eurotiales, Aspergillaceae.
AUCGUCACGAUCAACCGAAAUUAGGUUUGAAAUCGAUUUUAUCAAAACAAUGUUCUACUUUAUCCUUUUCCUCGUACUGCAAGUCGUCCUCUUCGGGGCUUGGGUCUUGGGUGCCCUGGAUCCCUACCAGAAGAAACUGCAAGAGUUCUUGUUAGAAGUGAUGGGAGAGACUAAGGUUUCCUAUGGCUUGAAGAGGAGUUUAACCGGCAAGAAACUCAUCGAAGAUGAGAACCUCAGCAAGAUCCAAGAUCAAUUGGGUAACCAGCUAGGAGGUGUAUUUGGGAAGGGUGGCUCGGGAGAUGGAUUGGGAACUAUCCUCAGCAAGGGCCUGUGAACGAUAACAACUCACGCUGAGCCGAAUGGGCAAAAACAGCCUGUAGCUACGGAGCAACCCACUAUUUGGAGAUGUAUUCAAUAGUCCACUAAGAAUGAACGUGU